Myxozyma melibiosi is the source of this 1538-nucleotide messenger RNA. RefSeq lists its product as uncharacterized. The coding region runs from base 53 to 1333 and encodes 426 amino acids. The record is from RefSeq and is a predicted model, not a curated record. The transcript has 2 exons. NCBI's taxonomy places the organism in Eukaryota, Fungi, Ascomycota, Lipomycetes, Lipomycetales, Lipomycetaceae. Gene Ontology annotation, molecular function: calcium ion binding. Gene Ontology annotation, cellular component: endoplasmic reticulum. Gene Ontology annotation, biological process: endoplasmic reticulum calcium ion homeostasis.
CAACAAGGCCCCAACCUCUUCUCAAUCGCCACACCGCCACCCGCGAUCUUCAAUGGCUAUGAAAUCCCACCACUGUCGUCUGCUGCAGUACGGUCUGCUGCUUGCCGCAAUUGCCGUGCUGGCGUGCGCAGACGAGGAGUUCUCGGCUUAUCGCCCGGAUCCCGUCGAUGGCGCGGCCGAGACUGUUGCUGCUGCUGCUGAUGCUGCGCAGGCGUCGGUUGCGUCUGGAAGCAUUCCCGCCUUCCGGAAAAACAUCACGAUCGCAGAGUUCUACGACCUGCCAGUCUACAAGCGCAUCUUCAUCUACAACUGGACCAACGAGCUCUCGUUCCUCGGCAUAGUCCUCGCGUUUGUCUUCGCCCACCUCGGCGGCGCAUACAUCAACAAGCGCGCGGCGCUGAGCUGGAUGGCGGCGCUCGUGCCCACGUUCCGGAACCAGUUCUACCAGGUGGGUUUUGACGCGAGCGCGGUCUGCGAGUCCGAGGCCGACUACGCCGCGCUGCCGUGGACAAAGUACUUGAAGAAGCUGGGCCCGAUCGACUUUGUCUUCUACCUGACCGGCCGGCUGAACGUGCACGCCGCGCACGGCAAGAUGACGCUCAAGACGCGCCAGAACCUGAUCAUGCUCGUGUUUGACUACGUUUUCUCGUUCUUCAUCUCCGCGCCCUUGCCCGAGGACAAGGUGCAGAUCCUCGCGACCCCGAGCGGCGAGUACGACUCCUUUGUCUUUGCGGUCGUGCACAAGGACCACAUGAAGCGCGUGCGCGAGUCAAACUACGACAUCUCGCUCACCCGCACCAGCGACUCGCCCAAGCUGCCCGUCUGCUUCACCGUCAUGUCCGAGGCCGCCGAAGUCACAGACACUUUCUUCACCCCGGACCUCCUCGCCGCCGUCAAGCGCGCAGAGAACGUGCUCGAGUACCUCGUCCUCUCCGACCUCCCCGCCGACCGCCCGGCAAAGCUCGACGACCUCGUGCUCAAGAAGCGCGCGCUGCUCGUCCUCCGCGCGGCUACCUCGCAAGAAGACAUCGACGCCACCGCCGCCCUCGUCGAGGCUUUCUUCGGCCUUCUCGACGUCGCUGUCGCCAAAGCGCACUGGCGCCCCGAACUCGCGCGCAAGCUCAAGGCCACGCGCGAGGAGGAGCAGCGCAAGCUUAAAAAGAUGGCGGACGACGAGCGUGCGGAGGAACUCGCAAAGGCGCGCGCGCUCGAGAAAAAGGCGCAGAAGCAGAGUAUCUCGAAGCUCUCGCCUGAGGAGCAGCGCAAGGCGCAGCAGAAGGAGCGCGAGAAGGAGCUGCGCAAGCAGCAGAGGAAGAUGACUCGUCGUGCUUAAACUCUCAAUCACUUGAAGCACUCUACUCUCGCUUGAAGCACUUUCUCUAACAAAGUAAGAUCCAGUCUAUUACUGGCUCACCUAUCCUGUACAAUAACGAUGCCCUUCUUUUCUUGGUUAGUUAUUCACUUUUUUGUUUACUCAAUAUCUUCAGAUGUUUUAUAUAAUAGUUACUAUGAAUCAAUUGCAUAAUAUAUACCGAUCU